Molecule: messenger RNA, 2013 nt
Organism: Megalobrama amblycephala (Wuchang bream)
Lineage: Eukaryota; Metazoa; Chordata; Actinopteri; Cypriniformes; Xenocyprididae
Product: olfactory receptor 24-like
Exons: 2
Coding region: 209-1291 (360 amino acids)
Biological process (GO): G protein-coupled receptor signaling pathway
Cellular component (GO): membrane
Molecular function (GO): G protein-coupled receptor activity; olfactory receptor activity
Source: RefSeq, a predicted model, not a curated record
AUCUCACAUUAGUGAAGCAAAAACCACUAAUGAAUGUCUCUUCUCUCAAGACUAUUACAUACCAGAGGUUCUUUAAUGACACCUCUGGAGGACAAAUUGGACAAUAUAUUUCCCAAAAAAGAUUAUCAAGUUAACAUUCAGGAUUCGCAGUGAUCCGGGACUGUGAAGCAAAGGCGAAAACUGCAGUGAAGACAACAGUGCGGUCUGCAUGAUCCACAAACCACCACAACAUUAUUGCAUGUAUCUGGUUUCUCAUCCACUGAAAGCAAAGCACACCACAAUCAAGUUGUGCCCUAAAGGAAGGACGGCCAUGCAGAAUGCCAGCAAUCCUGCCCCCAACAACUCCAUCAGACAGCCUGCAGGAUUUUACAUUGUUGGCUUAAGUUCAAUGCCAUACAAUAAUAUCUAUGUCAUGUUCCUCACUGUGCUUUAUGUGAUCACAGUCAUAUGCAAUGUCUUUCUGAUCACUAUCAUUUUCUAUGACCACCGACUGCAUGUCCCAAAGUUCAUAGCUGUUGGUAAUCUGGCUUUGGUUGAUCUUGUUCUCAGCACUUCUCUUGUGCCUAGCAUGAUAAAGACUUACCUUGUUCUAGACAAUUUUGUGCCAUUCAAACUGUGCCUUGUGCAAAUGUACAUUUACUAUGUUUUUUUACCCCUUGAGUCAUUGUCCAUAUGCAUUCUCUCUUACGACAGAUUCAUUGCGAUCUGCUUACCUUUAAGACAGGAGUCUAUAAACACAAACACCAGAAUGGCUUACAUAAUUGUUACAGCUUGGAUCUUUGUUCUUAUUACAGAACUCUACGGCGCUUCAUCCAUCCCGACCCUCUCAUUUUGUGGCUCUCUUAAGGUCAACAGCUAUUUUUGCGAUAAUGCUCCUGUUUUAAGACUUGCUUGCAGCGAUACGACGCACCAGUGGAAUUUUGCCACUGCUUUAACUAUACUCUUCAUUGUUGUACCUUUGUCCUUUAUUUUCUUUACUUACAUGGGUAUAUUGAUCGCUGUAUUCAGAAUGAAGAAUAAUCAGAGCCGUUAUAAGGCACUGGCCACGUGCACCGAACACCUCAUGUUAGUGGCCAUAUUCUUCAUUCCAAUUUUUAUUAUCUUCAAUCUUGGAUUUUCUGGAAUUAUUAUAAACCCAAAUGUAAGAACAGUGUGCUUGUCUUUGUCGUCCCUCAUCACACCCUGCGUGAAUCCCAUAAUUUACUCAUUGAAAACUAAAGAGGUAAGAAGCAGGAUUUAUUCUUUGUUAACCCACAGACUGUCUGUUCAUCCUCUAAAAAAUACACAAUAAUAUAAAACAUAAUAGUGAUUCAAGUGAGAUAAUUCAUGUUAUUGAUGUUAUAUUGGAGGCUUUCUGUGAUGCUUCAAGAAUUAUUUGGUUUUUAUUUUAAAAUGCAUUGUUUUCAAUAGAUUUAAAUCUCCAAUUCUACAUUUGCUCUACAGGUAACUUGUAAAAAAUAAAUUUGCUUGAUUAACUUGCACCAUUAGAGAGCACAUCUCCAUGUUUUCUCUCAUCGUGAAGAUUUCUAUACUGUAUGCAGCCAGGUUUUGUUAGCUACUUUAAAUAAUGCAAAUUCUUGAAGUUCAUAAAUAAUUUAAGAAUGGGCAGAAAUAAUAUAUAGUAAGUAUGAUAACAAUGUUUUAUAUUCACAAAAUGUUUACACGUGUGAAAAAAAGCUGUCAAUAAUGUGAGUGCAGUGUUCAUCUGAUUAAAACUGGCUUUUGAUUGUCCAUGUUACUCAAUUCCUCAGCAACCUUAUUCUGUAUUUUUAUGUCACACACAUAAAACUUUCUUAAAGUUUCUAACAUAAAGUCUUUCUUUUUAAUAACUGCACUGUUUAAAACUGUCUUUACCCGGUAUCUUACAGUAGAUAGGCCUAUGUCUCUGAUGAAAAUCGAAAGCUGCUUGGUCUACAAAGCUGGUGCCACUCCACCAAGGUCGAAACUGCUGGCUCUCUAAACAGCAUUUGUUCAUUUGAAAGGUCCCCUAACACAUGCUAGCUGAGAAAAAUA